AUCUUUUUUUUUUCCGGCCAUUUAUCGUGACCAUCUUCUGCCUUCUAAAUCUUCAACCUUUCCGUAAGAUCAGAUUCCACCGAAUUGCUUUAUUGGUACCUAUAUAGCCCGUUUGCUCUGUCAGUUAUCUCUCCGCCGUAUUUAUCCAUACGCCGAGUUGAAAUGGGCUGGUUUUGGGCCGACACUGCCCCCCGCGCCGCUGUUGUUCCUCCGGCGGACUCCAGGCACAAGCACCUUGCUGGCGCCGGGACACCUCCCCCCGGAUGCCCCAUGCACAAGGCCACCGUCGAUGCCUUCAGGCCGCCUGCAUCGUCUCCGACCUCGACGCCCUCUUCCUGCCCGAUUCCACAUGGCAAUCCCGCCGCAAACGCAGCCCUCUCUUCCUGCCCCGUCCAGCAUGGCAGCAGUGGCGCUUCAACCGAGCAAGGACACGAGCAGUCGGUGCUCUCGAAGCUCAACCCCCUGAAUUACAUGUUCCAGUCCAUCUCGCAAGAACGGGCCCCGAAUCAGACGUACGCGCUACCGACGAGCCGGGCCGAGUCUUCCAUCCCAAGGGGCGGCGGCGAGGGCAAUUGGGAGUACCCGUCGCCCCAGCAAAUGUACAAUGCCCUACUUCGAAAAGGCUACACAGAUACAGACAUUACCGCUGUUGAGAGCAUGGUGGCGGUCCAUAACUUUCUGAACGAGGGAGCCUGGGCCGAAAUCGUCGAGUGGGAGCGCCGGUUCGCCAAGGGUCUCUCUCGGGGCUGGGCGGUGAGCAGGCGCGGCGAGGAGAAUGCGCCGCUUGAGUUGCGGCGAUUAGAGGCCCAGGAGGGCGGGCAGGCGCAGCCGACCUUGAUCAGGUUUCAAGGGAGGCCACAGGAGAUGACGCCCAAGGCUGCGCUAUUGCAAUUGCUGGGACGGAUAUAUCCGGCUAAGUUUGGUACCGAUCCUCCUUUCGAUCGCCACGAUUGGUACGUCUCGCGCAAUGUAAAUGGCGGGCAGAAGGAGGUCCGGUAUGUGAUCGACUUCUACUCGGCACCGCCAGAACCCACGGGUGAACCCGUCUUCUACCUCGAUGUCCGGCCCGCCAUGACCCCGACUGGAGCUGCGGAGCGGCUGAUCCGGUGGGGCGGCGAUGUUUGGUGGCGGGCAUCCGGCGGCGAAGUUCGCGAGUCCAACCAUCGGAGUCAACAGAAGUGACGGUGCCGAAAUUCCAGGCUCAGUCGGCGACGAUUCAUAUGGAGCGAGUGCUCGGUGUCCAUCUCGGGCACGGGCAUGGAGGACUCGUCCCAUGAAGAACCGGUUUGCUUUGUCGUUCAGGUCGUGUGUUUUUAGUCUCUCCUCACGUGUAUAAUGACCGGCCUUAUUAUUGUAUAUACCUAUGUAUGGUCCUUACAUAUC
Molecule: messenger RNA, 1383 nt
Organism: Thermothielavioides terrestris NRRL 8126
Lineage: Eukaryota; Fungi; Ascomycota; Sordariomycetes; Sordariales; Chaetomiaceae
Exons: 3
Coding region: 163-1182 (339 amino acids)
Biological process (GO): cytochrome c-heme linkage
Cellular component (GO): mitochondrion
Molecular function (GO): holocytochrome-c synthase activity
Source: RefSeq, a predicted model, not a curated record